AUGAAGUGGUUCACUUCCGCGACGAGCUUACUCCUCCUCGGAUCCGCCGCAUCUGGUCUCGCCGUAGCUGCCUCCGACAGUGGCGCCCAUCACAGCGAGACCAAACCGUGUGUGGCCCGCUCUCCAUUGAGCGGCCUCUUCUUCGAUCUCAAUGCGAUCUCUCUGGCCCCUCCUGAACUCAAAAAGGGCAAACCCGUCAAGGACGCACGCGAGGAAAGCUGGCACGCCCGAGGGCACGACUACCCCGCAAAUUUCACUCUCAACAUCUGCGCGCCCGUCAUUGAGAAGCUUGAGGAUGUUGUCGGAGUAGAAAAAUCUCGGUGGCAGAAUGUUAGCGCAUAUUAUGAGCAGGCUGGCAAGAUCUACUCAAUUGGGCAACAAGCAGCUGAGCCCUUCUUCCGGGGUCGCAAACUUGUCCUCAACUAUACAAAUGGCUCUCCAUGUCCCGAUGACGUGGAGGCGGCCGGCAAAAACGCCUCGGCGCGCACCAAGUCCACCAUCAUGUCCUUCCUCUGCGAUCGCGAUGCGCCGGCGAACACGGCUACGCCCUCCUUUGUCGGUACCAUGGACUCGUGCACAUACUUCUUUGAGGUCCGCAGCUCUGCCGCAUGUGGUGGAGUGGCCGCGGACCCGAGUGCUGGUGGGUUGGGACCAGGUGGUGUUUUCGGUGUCAUUGUGCUUAUCGCAGUAGCUGCUUAUCUUGUCGGUGGCUGCGCAUACCAACGGACGGUUAUGCAUCAGCGCGGCUGGCGUCAGUGUCCUAAUUUCAGCCUUUGGGCUGGAAUGUUUGAUUUCAUCAAGGACAUGCUUGUCAUUCUUUUCUCCUCCUUGGGCAGAUGUCUGCGACUCAACCGAUCUUCCUCCAGUGGUGGCUAUACGCGUGCCGACGGCGACGGCCGUGGUGGUUUUAUCGGCGCAUUCGGCGGUCGAGGUGGCGCUGGUUCCGGCGGCCGCCGUGAUGUCGAUGCUGAGAAUCGACUUAUAGAUCAACUUGACGAGGAGUGGGAUGAUUGA
Penicillium oxalicum is the source of this 1014-nucleotide messenger RNA. RefSeq lists its product as uncharacterized. Bases 1 to 1014 code for a protein of 337 amino acids. Gene Ontology annotation, biological process: vacuolar transport. The record is from RefSeq and is a predicted model, not a curated record. Lineage: Eukaryota; Fungi; Ascomycota; Eurotiomycetes; Eurotiales; Aspergillaceae. The transcript is spliced from 4 exons.